Molecule: messenger RNA, 9392 nt
Organism: Passer domesticus (house sparrow)
Lineage: Eukaryota; Metazoa; Chordata; Aves; Passeriformes; Passeridae
Gene: LMBRD2
Product: LMBR1 domain containing 2
Exons: 18
Coding region: 1182-3248 (688 amino acids)
Biological process (GO): adrenergic receptor signaling pathway
Cellular component (GO): membrane
Source: RefSeq, a predicted model, not a curated record
GAGGGAAUUCCCUUGUCAAAUACUUUUAAUGUUUUUCAGAGUUUCCCUAAUGAAAUAGUAUGGUGAUUAAAACUAUAGAAGGCACAGAACCUGAGAGAUUUCAGGUCUUUCUGAAAGUGGUAGUGUAAAUCAAAAUACCUUAAAGAUUUGGAAACUUGCAAGGGGGAGCGGGUACACCUGAGCAGAGUUUUGUUCCUGUGUUAAGUGGAGCAAUCAACGACAGAAACACAGGAUAGAGAAGUAAUGUUGUGUUUCCUGGAGGGAAAGAAUUUGGAGGCCUUAAGAAAGCUGAAUGUGUGAAGGAAACAUUCUAUUCCUAUUUAUACUUUGUAGUAAGGCAUGUGAAGCAGUGUAUAAUGUCUGUUCAAGCCUCCUCAGGCAUUUGGUGGGAGACUGGGGGAAUCCUUCAUAGAUAUGCUUUACUCUUUCUGGCCUUUCUUUAAGAAUAUAGUACUGGAGGGUCUUUGUUAAAUUUGGUGCUGUAUUAAAGCUCUGAGAAAGUUUGGGGGUUUUAAUUCUCUGCUGUUUCAUUUAGUAACUUGAGAUUUCUGUUCCAGGCAGGGUAGUUAGUUAAUUUGUAAUGUAGAUAUCAUGAGUGCAGUUACUCUUAGGUUGGCAGGGUAAUUUAAUACUGUUGAUAGUAGGGAGUCUGUCAUAUAAAGGGAAUGAAGCCUGAACUGAGCUAUUUAUGAUGCAUGCAGUGUUAGUAGCUGGGUAAAAUUAAAAACUUAGCUGAUUUUGUCUGUGCCUUGAAAGAAGCAGGAAAAUCCUAAGCUAACACAAGAGCAUGUCCUUAUGUUUUAUUGGUUAAGUUGCACUUCUCAUGCCAGUGUUUCAGCUUUUAAUCUUAUUUGUAUUAAUGUGUAGUUGCCUGGUUGUUCAGAAACUGAGUAUGCCCAUAAAUACUUCUCCAUUCACCGUGAGGGCUCUUGUUUCUUUGUCAUUGCUUUGAUAGGAGCAUCUUCUAAGCCAUUGAAGGUUCUACAGUACAAGAGAACUCUCCUGAAGUGGUUAUUUCAGGACAACAUUUUUUUUUAGCAAUUCUGGAAUUUCAGUCAGCUGAUACUAGGUAGCCGUAUGCCAAUAGUGAGAUGGCUGUCUAAAUAAAGUGAUGAAACAGGAUGGUAGUUCUGAUCUGCUUUCCCAAGUGAGUGUGGUGUGGCCAAGGCCAACAUUUAACAAUGAGUGGUGCAGCGUUGGGCCUUGAGAUAGUGUUUGUCUUUUUCCUGGCCUUGUUCCUACUUCACCGGUAUGGAGACUUCAAGAAACAGCAUAGGCUGGUGAUCAUAGCAACAUUGUUGGCUUGGUAUCUCUGCUUCCUGAUUGUAUUCAUACUGCCUCUGGAUGUCAGUACGACUAUUUAUAAUCGAUGCAAGCUUGCGGUUAACUCCAGUCCUGCAGAAAGUAAUGGCUCUUAUGUUACUCUUGCUCCAAGCAAGCAAAAAUGUUUCAAACCAUGGAGUUAUAUUCCUGAUGGAAUUAUGCCAAUUUUCUGGCGUGUUGUAUAUUGGACAUCUCAGUUUUUAACAUGGAUUCUGCUACCUUUCAUGCAGUCAUAUGCUAGAUCAGGAGGGUUCUCCAUCACUGGAAAGAUAAAAACUGCUUUGAUUGAGAAUGCCAUCUAUUAUGGCACUUACUUGCUGAUUUUUGGAGCAUUUCUAAUAUAUGUGGCUGUAAAUCCAAACUUCAAUUUACAAUGGAACCAGCUUCAGACUAUUGGAAUAGCUGCUGCAAACACAUGGGGUCUGUUCCUUCUUGUUUUGCUUUUGGGUUAUGGUUUGGUGGAAAUCCCUCGUUCUCACUGGAAUGGGGCCAAGAGGGGUUAUCUUCUCAUGAAGACUUACUUCAAAGCUGCCAAACUGAUGACUGAAAAAGCAGAUGCAGAGGAGAAUUUAGAGGAUAUUAUGGAGGAAGUCCGUAAAGUAAGUGAGAGUAUCAAAUAUAACCACCCCUUGAGGAAAUGUGUUGAUACAAUACUGAAAAAGUGCCCUACUGAGUACCAGGAAAGAAUGGGUAGGAACAUGGAUGAUUAUGAAGAUUUUGAUGAAAGACAGAACAGUUAUCCCAGUGAAAAAAGUUUGGCCAAACUUCAUAAGCAGGUAAUCUAUUCAGUGCAGAGACAUCGUCGUACACAGGUCCAGUGGCAAAUUCUUUUAGAGCAAGCAUUUUACCUGGAAGAUGUGGCAAAAAAUGAAAGCAGUGCAACUCGACAGUUUGUUCAUACCUUUCAUUCCCAGGAACCAGAAAAUAAAAUUAUUCAGUAUUUCUACACACCAACGGUUGAGUGGUACUGGGAGUGCCUUCUCCGACCAUGGUUUUACAGAGUGCUUGCAGUUGUGCUGGCCACGUUCUCUGUAAUUGUGGUGUGGUCAGAGUGCACAUUCUUCAGCACAAAACCAGUUCUGUCACUAUUUGCGGUUUUCAUACAGCUGGCAGAAAAGACAUACAAUUAUAUAUACAUAGAGAUGGCCUGUUUUCUUACCAUCUUUUUCUUAAGUAUCUGUGUUUACUCUACUGUCUUCAGGAUCCGUGUAUUUAACUAUUAUUACUUAGCUUCACAUCAUCAGACAGAUGCAUACAGUCUCCUUUUCAGUGGCAUGUUAUUUUGCCGUCUUACUCCACCAUUGUGCUUGAACUUUCUGGGCUUGACCCAUAUGGAUGCAACAAUCUCUCACAAAAAGACUCAGCCAACUGCUUAUACAUCUAUAAUGGGAUCCAUGAGAGUGCUGUCCUUCAUUGCAGAUGGAUUCUAUAUAUACUACCCAAUGCUUGUUGUCAUUCUCUGUAUUGCUACAUACUUCAGUUUAGGAACUCGUUGUUUGAAUCUUUUGGGAUUCCAGCAGUUCAUGGGUGAUAGUGAAAUGACCUCUGAUUUGAUUGAUGAAGGAAAAGAGCUAAUCAGAAGAGAGAAAAGAAAACGACAGAGGCAGGAGGAAGGUGAAAACAGAAGAAGGGAAUGGAAGGAGCGGUAUGGAAAUAGAGAUGAUUCCACCAGAAGCAGAGCUGUCCACACAGACCAGAAAGAAUCCAGCUUCUCAGAGACCAACACCAACAGACCACUAUCAAAAUAUACCCGUUCAAAUGGUAGGACUGAAAGAGAUAGAAUAGAACUCCUCCAGGAUGCAGAACCUUUGGAUUUUAAUGCAGACUCUGUUAAUGAUGACCCCCUUGAAUCGGACUCGGGAAGGUACCAGCCUGGUGGAAGAUACCUGUCAAUGUCUCGAAGCAAAAUAUUUGAUGAUGUCUAAGCUUAUCAAAGCUGAGGAAAAUACAGUGGUCAUCUAGCUCCUACUCAUUGCUUGGAAAAUACUGUAUUUAUGAUAUAUCACUGAACCAUCAAAGACUCUUUAAAAAAAAACAUGAAGGAACAAUUCUUUUGGAAAUGCACGUGUAUGAUAACUUCACCACUUGUGAUAGGAAUAUGCUUCUGCUGUUGUAGAUACUGUUGUGCAUCAGUGUGGGCUUUUGUGUCAUGACCAAAAGGAGAAAACUAUUUAAAAUUAAUAGAUGGUAAACUCAUAAAUAUACCUAGGGCUCAACUUGAACUGUAACAGUCUAAGUUGGGGAAGAGAUUUUUGGAAUUUUUAAUUUUGUAUUUUAACCAAUGCUGUGAGAGCACACUGAUGCAUCCAAGGUGCAGUUAUAUCAUCUGUGCUUUUGCCGAGAAAGAUUGGACUGUAAAAUCAUAGUCACAGAAUGGUUUGGGUUGGAAGGAACCUUAAAGAUCAUCUAAUUUCAAGCCCCUCUGCCAUGGGCAGGGACACCUUCUGGUGUUGUUCAGCCCUCCAUCCAGCCUGGCCUUGAACACACUCACGAAUGGAGCACCCAUUCCACAAGUUCUGUGUGGCAAGCUGUGCCAGUACCUCUCCACCCUUACAGUAAAGAAUUUCUUAACAUAACUAAUCUAAAUCUGUCCUCUUCUAAUUUUCACUCAUUUCCCUAAGAACCUAAAUGAGAGAUGUGGGACUCCAGGUGGCGCUUCCAAAUGCAGUUUAUUACAUCCCUUUAGGCAUGUUCAGACACUGGAAGGUUCCUGUGAGGAACUCAACCUUCUCUUCACGAGGCUCAGCAGCCCCAACUUUUUCAGCUGGUCUUCAUUGAGGAAGGUGCUCCAAUCCUCUCACCAACCUGGUGGCCUCCUCUGGGCUCACUGCAGCAGGUCCCUGUCCCUCCUGUGCUGGAGCCCAGCUCUGGAUGCAGCCCAGUCUUGUCUUGGUAGAUGCUUCAUGCGUGGGGACACGAGGCUUGAUUCUGUUUUGCUCAGAAGGCUGAUUUAUUAUCUUAUAUAUUAUACUAAAAUACUACAUUAAAACUAUACUAGAAGAACAGAGAGAGAAGAAGAUCAGAAGGCCACAAAGACAAGAAUAGAAUAGAAUACAUAACAAAAAUCCUGUGACUGCUCACAGCCUCGGCACAGGUGGCUGUGAUUGGUCACUAAUUGAAAACAAUCCACAUGGGCCAAUGAAAGAUGCACCUGUUGCAUUCCACAGCAGCAGAUAGUUAUUGUUUACAUUUCUUUCCUGAGGCUCUCAGCUCCUCAGGAUGGGAAAAAUCCUAGGAAAAGAUUUUUCAUAAAAUAUCAUGGCUACAGCCCAGGACAGGUUUGGCUCUCUGGGCUGGCAGUGCCAUGGCCGGGGCAUGUGCAGCCUCUCACCCACAGCUUCCCCAAGCCCUUCUGGGCAGGGCUGCUCUCAGUUUGUUCUCUGCCCAACCUGUAAGCUUUUUCUGGGAUUGCAAUGACCCAGGCGUAAGACCUUGUCCUUACUUUGCACAGAUGGACCUCUCAAGUAGGACCUGCCAGGUCCUUCUGGAUGGCUUCUCUUCCCUCCACUAUCAACUGCACCAUGCAGCUUGGUGUCAACAGAUAGCUCUUGAGGUUCCUCCCAUCCUGAUACUCUGUGAUUCCAUGAAUCUUUUUUGGUAUAAAUUUUGGAGCAAUGUGUGUUGGUUAAAAAAGGCUGUAUUUUUUCUUUUCCAACAUUAUAUGCAGAUAUAUGAUUUUAGCAUGUGUAAAUAGUUGAAAUUGAGUAUGGACCCGAGUGUCACUGUCAUAUGAACAUAUGUGCAAUAGCAAGAAUGCAUUAUUGAAGAUACAAUGUCUGCUUAAGAUCUUUACGGAUGUAAUGAUUCAAAAUCAUGGCACUCUAGUGUUUUUGUAACUGUAAAAGAAACAUACUAUGAAGAUGAACUUAAAUACUGAAAUGUGAUAAUUUGCACGCACCUCAGGCACGGCUUCAAACUGUAGAGUAUUUUUUUUAAAAGAAGGGAAAUACAUAGCAUGACUAGGUAAUGGUAAACACUUCUAAUAUCCUAAAUACCCUGGUUGCAUUAUGUAUCAGUUUUUAAGGUGCCUGUAUUUUGCAGUAGGUUGUUGCAAAAAGAGUAAUACUUUGCCAUUCAAAAAUGCCAAUUAUUAACAGUGUAAAAAAGCUUCACAUUAAUUUCAUUAGUGUAGGCAUAUUUUUAAAUCAUAGUUAAUUGUAUGAAUUUUCAAAUAUAAUCAUAAGGUAAAAGAUGCGGUCAAAUUCAUGAUAACUUUGGUAAUUUGAAUAAUUUAAAAUGUUGCUUUUUUCCAGUUUGUCUAAAAUCUUUACCACUUGGGAGCUUUCUUAUGUGCUUAUUGCAAAGUUAUGUUGAAAACUAAAAGAGAACAUGUUUUUAUCAUACAUUCUUUAUCAUGCUUAAAAAACACAUCCCUUAAAGCAGUUAGGAAUGAGUUAUUCUGAAAAGUAAGUUUUCAUGAAUGACGUAUUCUAGUAAUUUUUUUAAAUAGUCUGUGUUUUCUCAAGUAAUUGUUAAUGGGGAUCUAACUCUACCUCCUGUGAUUUUAGUACAUGUGUUGUAACAAUAGUGGUAUUUGUAAUACAUUGAUCUGCCUGUUUUGAAACACUGAAUUGUUAUUAUGAAGGAAAAAAAAAUUUGUAUAGAAAUAAUUAUAUUAAUAAAUUAGCAGACAUACAAUAAUUGUCAGUUUUGUUCUUAGGUGAAUGUCAGCCAUACCCACAGGCAUUCAAGCUCAUGCAAUUUCCAGACUACUCAGAUGAGGUCACUUUUUAGUUUAUGUACUUUAUGUUUGUAAAAGCUUGUUCCAAGUCUUAGGCUUGAGUCUUAUCAGGGACUGGAAGUUGAGAAGCUUAGUCUCUUUAUUCAGAGAUUUCUUUAGGAAUUCUAUGGUAGCACCUAUUUAAUUUCUUUUUUAACUACUUAGUAGUGCUAUCUUGAAUUCAUCCUUAUAUGAAAGGUGUUGUAUAUGUUCUUGGGCACCCAUCCACAUGAAUGUUCUUAGACUCUAUAUUUCUGUUUAAAAAAUUUGGAUCAGCAGUUUAUUUAUAAAAAUCUUUGGCAGAAAUAAAAUUCAAACUCUUUGUUUAACUCUUGAGAUGUCACUUCAAAGGGAUCUAAUUCAGGGCCAGUAGAAAAGCUAUUCGAAGGAGAGUCCUGUUUUCUGAAAAUCUGUGAAAUAACCUUACCUACUCCCUGGUGACCAGACAGUGGGAUUGAGCCUUCUUGGGGUCUGUUUUUUCCCCCCCUCAGUGAAAUGGCUGCAAACAGAAUUUUCAGGGGAAACAUGGUCAAGAUUUUAUAUAUAACAGGUAAUUAGUCCCUAGUGCAGAUUUCAUUGGAAUACAGUAAUUUGAAGAGUUAACUGUAUAAAUUAAUGGCAGUGGGAUUUCAGAUUCUAACACAGACAUUCUGAGCUGAACAUUUUUGAUGUUGCAGUGGAGUAAGGGAGAACCAAUGGCUGCUUUUUGAGCUCUGAAAAGCUCUAAAGAAUUCUCUGUAUCAUGCUUGGUGUCACAUACUCCCUGGAUGCUGUUCAGCUGAACAAGGAGUUGAUAAGUGAAGUCAAGUUUUUUUCCGUAGUGUGUAUUGCUGACCAGGAGUUAUCCAGGCUCUAAUUAAAUGCUGUUUAUUGGCUAACUUAAUGUAUGUUUUGAAAAUUCAUUAUGGGUUCAUAUGACUGAAUCUGGAAUGCUUUCAAUAAAGAAAUAUGUUGUACAACUGUAGAAGAAUAAUAUUUGCUGUCCACUUGAGCUAGUUUCAAACAAGUUUGGUUACUGCUAGAACAAAAAAUGCAGAACUUGGCUGGGGGCUGUGUCCCUAAGGAUUUACCCCACUCCAGAGAGCUGUUGAUACCCUGUCCCUGGAAAUGUUCAAGCCCAGGCUGGACAUGGCUCUGAGCACUCAGUUCUGGGUGAAGAUGUGCUGGCUGGUUGCAGGAGCAUUGGGCUAGGUGGCCUUUACAGAUGCCUUCCAACCCAAACUGUUCUGGGAUUCCAUGGUGCUUUUCAGACAGAUUGUGGCAACCCUUGAUGGGUUCUUCCCUUCUGCAGCUCCAGUCCCAGUAGUCCUGCAGCUAAAUGAAGUUAAAACUAGCUUUGAUAUGUUUAAGUGGUGACUGUACUCUAGACUAACAGUGUUCCUCCAUCACUUCUGAUGUUCCAAAUUAGGUGAUUUUAAAUACAAUUCCCUUGCAAACUGUGCUUUUGGAAACUGAGUGUUAACGUAUUUUUCUGUCAGUGUAUAUAUAGAGUCAUACUUAUUUGCUGCUAAAGAAUGUCAAUUAUAUAUUUCUUUAUUGUUUCACUGUCUGAAUUACUGAGCAGUUAGUGUAUACUUCUUGCCAUAAUUUCUGCAGUUUUCUCUCUAUCAGUGAACACCAAAACAUGAGAAAUCCCACCCAAGUUAAGUACAAAUGUUUGAAUGUCUUCCUGUCAAAGAUUUAAAUUAGUAAAAUAAUGUGUGCAAGUCACAAUGAGCUUCAAAAAGCAGUGUGAAAACAGUACCUAAUCAGUGUUGGAAUUCUUAAAAAGUAUGGAUAGGCAAAAAGCUGUAGUCAAACUUGUUACUCCUACUGGAUUUGUAGUUCUCUUUUUCUUAAUACAUAUUUCGAUAUGUAUAUUGGGAAAUAUGUGCCCUACUCAGCUAAGGAGGGGUGCAUCUGUCAGCUGUGAAGGGAGGCAGUGGCAGUGUUUUAUGAGGGAAGGUAAGAGAUAUGUAACUUCUAAUCUGUGCUCAUAGUGAUAGUUUGCUUUGGGCAAAGGACGACAUAGCUUCUUAUUUAACUAAAGUGUUAAGAAAAAAAGAAACUUUUUGCUUCUAUAAACUACACUACUGGAAAAAUGAUGGUAUCUAAUCUGACUUUAUUUUGCAAUCAAGCACAUGUAAAGUAGUCAUUAACAGUAUUAACAGGAAUGGUGGAAAGCUGCUGCCUUUUCAAUAUUUAUUUGUGCUAUUUUGAAAUACAACAUGAACAAUGAUUUUUACAUAGGAAAUAUUAAAAAAUAUUACUAUGAUUUUGUAUGAUUAUGGUAAUUUGUAUUUUAUUAAAUUUGUCUUGGAAUACUGUAAAUAUUAUGUGAAAAAUACUACAUUUAGUUUCAAUUUUCAUUAUUGCUUUAAUUACUUGAAAUCUAUGGGGCAUUCAUAAUACCAAAUAGAGAACACUUUAUGAAGGAAAACUUUUUAUGAAGCUCCUUAGAAAAUCUGACUGGUUCAUUGCAGACAUAUAGGUGCAUCUUAAUUAUUAACAAUAACACUACUAAGGGGAUAUAUUGUGUCCUAGCUUUUUAAUUUUUCUUUGAAAUUCAAAAAGUUGUUAACUUUUUUUAGAGCAGCUUAGUUGUGAAUCUUGUAAACUUUCUAAAACUUUUACAUUCCUUUUUCCUAAUGGGCUCUGCAGGAAUAUGUGCUGCUUCAUGGCAGUCACCUAAUACUAGCUGUGCCUCUAAUUAAGUAGUCUAAUCUGAAGCUGAGACACUCCUACACCAUUUGAUUAUGUUAACAGAAAUUCAGCAUUCCUAGCAAAAAAAAAAAAAAAAAAUUAAAAAAAAAAAAAAAUUGGUACCCUCCAUUUGGGUCAUAUCAUAAGCCCAAUCAGGUUUAUUCUUUGUUUCUCUUAGAAUGCAUUGGAACAAAGUCCUCAGCAUGCUUUUGUGUGCAUGUGUGUGUUUUAGUAUGCAGCUUCAGUUAUUUUCUCAGGAUAAUGUUGUUAUAUUUCACAUAUUCCUGUGAACUAGUAGUUUCAGAGUGAUACCUUAGCUGUCACUGUAGAAAUUCAUUAUUUUCAAUAGAAAUACAUUAUGUUUUUGUAGAGGUAUCUGGAAGAUAAGGGAAUUCAUUUGUAAGUAGAGGUUUAGUAAUAGACCUCCAUUCUCCAGUGUAUAUCAAGAUAGGCUGUAGGAGUGCUGCUUAUGGAUAGACUAUCUUCUUUUGCCUUAUGAUACAAGUAUGUAUGCAUAAAGACCUUGUUUUGAAAUUCACAGAGUUAAACAUUUUUCGUUGUAGUGUUCUGAAUUACUGUUGUACUGGAUUAUAUUUUUGAAAUGUGUGUUACAAUAUAUAUAGUCAAAUAAUUAAAUUGGCAUGAAAUAAAUAAUUUCUGCAAUACA